CCCCUGAACGCAGCCGCUCCGCCUGUGCGCGUUGGGUCGCUUUACGACAUUCUUGUCAUCCCGAUGUAAGAAGACACCUCUUCCUGGUGUGGACUGGUACUAACGCUACCUGGUGUGAGAGAGGGAGAGAGAGGUAGACCUGCUCCAGUCAGGGAAAUAAGAAACACUACGUUCACCCCGAGGAAUGGCGGCCGUAAACAAGCCUGCGGAGGAUGGCAGCUCCUUCUCAUCAAAGGUCAUCAACAUUGUGUUUGUCACCCUGCUGCUGGACCUGCUGGGAUUUACACUGAUUCUACCUCUACUUCCUUCUAUUUUGGAUCACUAUGCACAAACGGGGGAUGGCGUGUAUCAGUCUCUGCAGAGUGUGGUGGACUGGUUCAGGGAGGCCGUCGGGAUACCAAUGGAGAAGAAGUACAACACUGUCCUGUUCGGAGGUCUGAUCGGGUCGCUGUUUUCUCUGCUGCAGUUCCUGUCGUCGCCCGUAACCGGGGCGCUGUCCGACCGGCACGGCCGCCGCCCGAUGCUCCUGCUGACCACACUGGGGCUGGUGUGCUCCUACGCCAUCUGGGCCGUUUCCCGGAGCUUCGGCAUGUUCCUUUUGUUCCGGGUCAUCGGGGGCAUUUGCAAGGGCAACGUCAGCCUCUGCACGGCCAUCGUGGCCGACCUGCCCUGCCCGAAGGCCCGCAACCGCGGAAUGGCGAUGAUCGGCGUGGCCUUCUCCCUGGGCUUCACGGUGGGGCCGCUGAUGGGGGCCUACUUUGCCCUCGGCUCCAGAGCAACGGGGAUCGUCUUCUACCAAACCCCCGCCCUGCUGGCCUUGGCCUUCAGUGUCGCCGAUCUGCUCUUCGUCUGGGCCGCGAUGCCGGAGACGCUCACAAAGGACGCAAAGGCUUCAUCGUCGUCGGGUUUCGGGGACCCCGGCGACCUUUUGAACCCGCUAUCCUUGUUCCAUUUCUCCGCUGUCAUCAGGACGAGAGAUCCGCCUCCAAGAGAAAGAAUGCAGAAACUUCAAGCGUUGGGCCUGGUGUACUUCUGCUACCUCUUCCUCUUUUCUGGUCUGGAGUUCACGCUGAGUUUCCUGACCCACCAACGCUUCAACUUUACAAGUAUGCAGCAGGGGAAGAUGUUCUUCUUCAUUGGCGUCAUCAUGGCUUCGAUCCAGGGAGGCUACGCUCGCCGAAUCAAACCCGGGCAGCACAUCAGGGCCGUUAGAGUGGCAAUCAUGUCAUUGGUGCCGGCGUUUGUGCUCAUCGGGCUCUCUUGGAACGUAACGAUGCUUUACGUUGGCCUGGCGCUGUACUCAUUUGCGGCUGCAAUUGUGGUUCCGUGCCUGUCGACGCUCGUGUCCGACCACGGGACGGCCAAUCAGAAGGGCACCGUGAUGGGGAUCCUGCGCAGCCUGGGCGCCCUCGCCAGAGCACUGGGACCAGUUGCGUCAUCCUCGGUUUACUGGAUAGCUGGAGCCCAGGUCUGCUUUCUUCUCACGGCCGCCUCCUUCAUAAUUCCUCUGGUUCUCCUGAGGAGGGCCAGAAGUCUGAAGGAGGAGUGAGGGACACAGAGUCUCUGCUUGCAGAGACAUUUUAUGGCUCAACUCCGUGUUCUGAUGUUUCUAUCAGAACAUAAAAGGAGCGCUGGCACGGAAUUUGAAACAAACAAAAAUGGUAAGAUUUCUGUUUGCCAAGCAUCAUCCCAUGGAUGCAAGACGACGCACAUGCCAAGACCAAGACAUUUUAUUUUUUAAAUUGCUGUAUUGCCUUUUUAGUGUGUAAAUUUACCGAUGCUCAUAUUGUGAAAUGUAUGGGUUAGAGAGAGUUUUAAAUAACAUUUAUGUUUAUAGAUUCUUUUAUAAUGAGGUAUUUUAUCAAGCACAGAUUAUGUAUUUUAAAAAGCACCAUUUUGUUCUGGCUCACUUUGAAAAAUGUGGGUUUUUAUAUUUUCUUGCUUUAAAAGUAAUAAACGAGUUAGUCAACAUUUGUGUGUAAGCAAACUAUUA
Messenger RNA from Pungitius pungitius (ninespine stickleback), 1993 nucleotides. It is a transcript of the gene slc75a1, whose product is annotated as major facilitator superfamily domain containing 10. Gene Ontology annotation, cellular component: brush border membrane. Gene Ontology annotation, biological process: transmembrane transport. Gene Ontology annotation, molecular function: transmembrane transporter activity. The transcript has 13 exons. NCBI's taxonomy places the organism in Eukaryota, Metazoa, Chordata, Actinopteri, Perciformes, Gasterosteidae. Bases 185 to 1549 code for a protein of 454 amino acids. The record is from RefSeq and is a predicted model, not a curated record.